AUGAUGUACGACCGAAAUUCGCAACGGAACGCGCCUCAACGACCUUAUGUGAGGUUUGCACAAUCACAACAAUCGUACAUAUUAUUAUUAUUAUUAUUAUUAUUAUUAUUAUUAUUAUUAUUAUUAUUAUUAUUAUUAUUAUUAUUAUUAUUAUUAUUAUUAUUAUUAUUAUUAUUACUAUUAUUAUUAUUAUUAUUAUUAUUAUUAAUACUAUUACUAUUAUCAUUAUCCUAG
Messenger RNA from Necator americanus (New World hookworm), 234 nucleotides. RefSeq lists its product as uncharacterized. The transcript is spliced from 2 exons. The record is from RefSeq and is a predicted model, not a curated record. NCBI's taxonomy places the organism in Eukaryota, Metazoa, Nematoda, Chromadorea, Rhabditida, Ancylostomatidae. Bases 1 to 234 code for a protein of 77 amino acids.